Molecule: messenger RNA, 1173 nt
Organism: Letharia columbiana
Lineage: Eukaryota; Fungi; Ascomycota; Lecanoromycetes; Lecanorales; Parmeliaceae
Exons: 3
Coding region: 1-1173 (390 amino acids)
Source: RefSeq, a predicted model, not a curated record
AUGAGGUACCGUCUCUCUGGCAAUCUAGACUUCCCACCGCCUGAGGACUUCCUCAUGAGUGAACGCCUCGAGCGCCUCUGUCAAAUUAAAGCGGAUCUCCAUCAUUUCGAAACGAGUGAGACCCAGACAUUUGCCUCCAUAGGAGAAGAAGCUAUCGAAGACACUGACAGCAACCUCAUUGAGUACAAUGACGAGCCCUUCCGCACAGCUGUCAUAGCGCCUAAGCGGCCAAGAGCAGACGACGAACCCUGGGACCUGGAAUGUGCUUUCUCAGGGUUUGCAAUCCGAGAGAUGGCUACCUGGGGUGGUGAGAGGCCUCUCAUGGGCUCUUACGCCCAGCUGGACUCCCCUCCGCUGAUCAACGGUCCAGGAUUUAAUUCCGAUAACUCGCUCAUGUUCGAUGAGUUUUGUCAGCGCGAGGACAAAUGUGGCUUUGAAAAAUAUUCUACCCGAACCGAGAAGGAAUAUCUUGCAUGGUCAGAGGAGCUGGCUCAGAAUAUCAAGUGCAAACUCGAAAUCAUCUACGGGACUGCUGGCAAAGUGCGAGUAUUAGUCCGGACUAAGGGUCGAGACAUUUCUCUACUGUUGUGGGGCCCCGAGUAUUCGGACGUUUCAUUGUGUCUUCUGUUCGCAGGGGAUUUUCGGAUCGACAGGAAUUUGGUCCAGUGUUCAGGUGGACUUGAGCGAAUCGUUGUGUUCGCCAAACAUCCAGAAACCUUUUGCAGAGAUUGGCGCCCUUCGACGGCAAUCCUUCAACACCGCUACUGUACUGCUGCCGCCAAGCCGAAUUGCGUGGAGAACUUUCCCAAUUUCUACCAAGACCGAGUGAGGCCAGAGAAGGUGAGGAUCGGAGAUCUCGCCAUCGACAUGCUGCUGUAUGAGCGAAUGGGGAACAGUGUGACCUUCGAGGGUCUUUCUCCUCAUUACCAGAAGUUCCUGCUGAGGAGGUUCGGUGUUCGUGACUAUGGAGAGUUGAUGAUUGUCUACGCAGAUGUGUUCGGCCUAACCGAAGACACACCAGGUGACGAUUACCCAGGAAUUGCUUCCAUUGCCCAUAGUCUUGUUAGCCGAGUUGCUACUUACAAGAAUGCCGAGAGAGGGAACAUCAGUAGUGACGACGGUGGUAAGGAGUUUGUAUCGAGCCUUGGAUCGUGCGCAUCAAUGGCGAAGUAA